Enterobius vermicularis (human pinworm) is the source of this 3057-nucleotide messenger RNA. NCBI's taxonomy places the organism in Eukaryota, Metazoa, Nematoda, Chromadorea, Rhabditida, Oxyuridae. The record is from the annotation of a GenBank genome assembly.
AUGGUGAAACGAAAAUCAACGGCUCAGCAUCCAUUUAAAUUUAUUUCCUUUGCUGAGCAGUUGUCUAAGAUAAACAUUGACAUUACGAGAUGGAAAACAGCUUUACCUACCACCACGGAGGAUAAAGAGACAUUUUUUCACGAUGCGUUGGCGCGAGGUGCAGAAUCCGACUUUGGCAGUUACUUCAAGGCCUUUCUCGACGAUCUUCCGCUAAUGGAGGGCGAACUGCGUACUUAUGCGCAGCUUUUAUUUCACCAAAAACUCGUAUUUAACACGCUGCUUAAACAUUUGUUGAUUAAAGGGAACACUUCUCUGCCCACACUUCUCGAAAUAACACUGGCCUUUGUGCGAGACUUACGCGAGGAUAUGGGGCCUUAUUUGUGGGACUUAUUUCGGACAGUAAUUGAUGUUGUUGAGAACUGUGAGGAAAAUGUUGAAGUUCUCGAAAGUGCUUUUCGCGCUCUAGCCAUUAUUUUUAAACUGCAUUGGCGAAUAAUCGUUAAAAAACUUCGACGGACAUUUAUUCGUUUUCAAAGUUUGUUUUCGAGCAGUCGGAGCUAUAUAAGGCGUUUUGCGGCUGAAGCUUUUGCAUUUUUGUUAAGGAAAUCUAGUGUGAUUGGUAAAGUUGUAACGUUUUUAACGGAAACGGUUCAAAAGGUCUUUACUGAAAUAAUUGACGCUUCUUUGGAAUUUAGCGACCAACCUACUUUAGAAACUGCAACUGUCAUUUUGGAAGGAACAGUAGCUUUAUGUAUUGCUUUCACAAAGAAGGACUACAUUUUGCCGCUAACUGAUAUUAUAUUGGUCGGCCAGAAAAAUGUUAUAUUUGUACCUCAUAAUUUCUUGAGGUUAUUAAGUGGCGAUAUAGUAACUGGUGAGUGGAAGCCGCACCCUUUGACUUUGAAAUUAAUAUCGGAAAGCAUUAAAAGGUCUUGUGGAGCUGCUGAAGACCGUUCUCAGGCCGUAUCUCUCAUGGAAUCUGUUGUAAAACAGGCAGAGGCCACUGAUGUUGCCGUUAUGUGCCAGUUUUUCUCUGACCUUGUUGACCUAAGUAUAUUUGACAUUUUUUUGAUGCCAUCAAUUGGGAAAUUUUACUCCAAAGUUUUGAGUAAUUCGAGUCACUGUGGUGUAUUAGAAAUUUUAAAGUUUUAUGCCUUGUUGUGCGCUGAAAGGAGGCGAAUUAAUGUUGACGAAGGAGAAAGAGUGUUGUUUUUCGAUGUUUCUGAUCAUCUUGCCGUGCGUGAAUGUGUUCUUGAUAUUAUUCGUAACAAAAAUUCCGAAAACAGAGAACAAGAUGUUCUUCUCUUGUACGGAUGCAGUGUUUAUCCUUGGCUUUGGCGGGGCGUUGAAACUGUAGAAGCCUUGGAUGACGUUAUGGUUAUUUUUAAUGAUGCAAUCAGUGGUAAAUAUGGUAUCUUAUCGUCGUACCUGUCAGUGUUAAGCGCAAAUGCAGUCUUUCUCACGGGCAAAGAUUACUUUGCAAAUGUUAAUGUUGAUGAUCUUCUAAACUUUUUAAAAUAUGCUAAUUGUAAGGAAGCGGCUCUAAAAGUUUUAAACAUGAUUCUGCCCUACACUCAUACCUUUCUUUAUAAAGAUCAUAUGGCCUUAUCUCUGAAGGUAGCCAGAGAGUUGUUACCUUUUUUUAGCAAUCACAAAUCCUCUAUUCGUCAGCUGGCGUUGCGUUGUCUUAAUCACUUUGAUUUUCCUCUGCCACUUGCUGAAAAUGAGGACAAGGGGAAGGCAGACUGUUUUUUAAAAAUCUUAUUAGAAGUGGAAAGGACAGAGUUAACAAUUGAAAGUUAUAGAAACCGGCUUAUGUUGUUGCGUAAGCUGUCCUAUGGAGCUCACAAGAAAUAUAUCCCUGAAAAUUUCGAUUCUGCUUUAGAAACGAUUUUAUUGCGAGUUGUCAUUGCGCAACUCUACGAGAGGUUUACUAUAUACUGGGACCAGCUCUUUGAAAUUAUUGAGAGCUAUGCGCGUGGUUUUUCUACCGAAGUCUUUUGGCCCGUUUUUUACGAGUUUAUAACAAAUGCAUCUUCGCAUAUCAACGCUGUCUCAAAGGAAAAUGCGGAGUUUGACGAAGAUUUAGAUAUUUUAUGCGGGAUCUCUGGUCACCACACUCCUGAUUACGUUACUUUUCGUCUUCAGUUAUUUAGAAUGCUGGAUCGCAUUCCAGAUGUUGCUGAGCAAAAAUCGUGUGACUUGAGUCCAUUACUUCUGAAUUUAUUUAGAAACGAGUAUGAAAAUCCGAGCAGGCAAAAUAUACAACAGCAGAACAUUCUUUUUACUGAUGAAGUGCUUCUUGAAAACUGCGAAGAUUCCUCAGCCUCUGAUGAAGAAGAAAAGAAAAGCGAACUGACUAGCGGGAAGGACGAAGUGGGUGAACAGCUGGUGAAACGGCGGAAGCUAAUGCAAAAUUCGGAAAUCAGAUUGGGAUUUGAAGCUGCAAGUGCAUUAACUUUGAGCAAAAAGGAGAUCAAAAAGACGAUUAUCACUCUGUUAGAAGUAUUUAGCAAGUUUAAGUCACCGAGGAAAAUUUAUAUGGCCAAGGAAAUACGAUCAUUGUACGAUGAAUUGUUACUAAUUGGCGACCCAGAGGCUCAAAAGGCGGUUCUCACUUGUUUAUUUGGAUAUCACUAUAAUUACCUCAAUCCUUACAGAACUAACUUCGAGAAAUUAAUUGAUGAAAGGACAUUUUUGAAUGAACUGGUUUUGUUUGGUGUGGACCCACAAUGUACUACUGUGGCAGCGGAGCACCGAGACCAAACAAUAGCAAUUUUAAUGAGGGUAUUGUACGGAAAAUUAAAUACACAUGUUCCUAAGGGAGAAGUUGCUCGUAAAGCUGCUGUGUAUCGAUUUUUGGCCGGUUGUUCAUCUAAUGAACUUGGCGUUUUCCUUUCAAUUCUUUUUUUGCCCUUAAUCGAAUACACUAAUGGUAAGUUCGAAAUAGACCUGAUAAGGCGAGAGGAUCUCUUAUUUCCUUUUCUAUUUUGUAAUUUUAUUUUAAUUCAAAACAUAGUGGGGCAAGCAGAAUUUAUUCGUUUACAUGCUUCCUAA